Messenger RNA from Danaus chrysippus (African queen), 480 nucleotides. Lineage: Eukaryota; Metazoa; Arthropoda; Insecta; Lepidoptera; Nymphalidae. The record is from the annotation of a GenBank genome assembly.
AUGGAUCGAAUUUCGACAACCACACCGCGACAUCGGAUAGUAUGGAUGUGUAAGCAAGAAAUAAGUAAAAACGAGACCGAGAAAUAUAAGGACGUGAGAGGGGACAGCGGCGGAACAGCUCGGCGGACGGCACUACGGCUCGGCUCGGCUCGGCUCUACUCGGCCUUGCUCGGCUCUACUCGGCUCGCUUCGGCCUCACUCGGCUCGAGCCGACUGGGUGCACGCGAGCGACCGCUCUCACGUACACUGGGGGGCCGCCGCGCCUACAUUUACACAUACUUAAACAAUCCAUUUCAUCAACUAGUAAAACAAAUUUUCAUAGAACAUACUACGCGCGGGUCCCGGCAGACGACCGUGCCGCUCGUGAGUGUCGGACGCGCGUGUUGGACGCGCGUGUCGGCCGCGCGUGUGAGCCGCGCGUGUGGGACGAGCGUUCCGGCCGCGCACGGCUGGCCCUCCGCGCCGGGACCCGCAUACUAA